GCACCUGCUUCAAAAAUCUGUAUGCACAUGAGAGUUUAGCUGCCAAGUGAUUUGCGUCCUUAUUGAUAAUUUUUUUGUUUUGUUUAUGUUUGUAUUUUAAUCAUCAUAUUUUUUAAUGUAUUACAGACUCUAAUGUAUUUAUUUGUAAAUAUAUUAUUCAACGUAGCAGUCGGUACCUGUGUUUGCGUUCAUUGUUUCCACUCGGUCAUAUUAGGAGACGGAAGGCAAACAGCCACGUAGUAAAAGCUGAAGCUGGUUUGUACUGUAUAACUUCCUGAAUAUUGGAAAGCACCUGCUUCCAAGUAUUGUGUUGCUUCCCAAUGAGGACCCAGAAGGAUUAACCAUGGACAUUAGAAUUUAAUAUACUGUUCAAAUGGAGAUCAAUGCUGAUCAAGAUUACACCACUUUGAAAUCCCAAGAGGUUGAGGGUGAGCGACAAUUGAACGAAGAAGGACUUGAUGGCAAUCCAAACACAACUAAGGGGUUACACAAUGGUCCCGUCAGCUCGGACGCAAUGCCAAAUGGAGAUGAAAUGUCAGAAGGCAUUGCUGCUGCUGCUGAUGGGAACUCUCAUCAUAAUGGGUCCCUGUUUCCAGCAACCGUUCCACAGAGCAGCAGCUCCCCAUUCAACUCCCAAACUCAAGAGGCCUACGCAGGUGUGACUGUUUAUCCACCCAUGAUGAUUGAACCUGUUCAAGCUGGUACUGAGGUGACAGGUCACACGGGUGAUGCUUUGCAGUCACUCAAACUCAGUAUGCCUAUGCAGGAGACAGAUUUGUCCAAUCAUAAGCCUUCAUUGGAAAUGGAAAAUGAGGAGAAGAUUCGUCUGGAGGCUCGCCGGCGCCUGGAAGAGCAGCUGAAACAGUACAGAGUGCAAAGGCAUAAGGAGAGGUCUCAUCGCAGCACUGCAAAAAACAGACCAUUCAGUACCCUGGACCCAGAAUUAAUGCUGCAUCCUGAGGCUCUUCCCAGGGCCAAUACAGUCGCCUUGACUAAGGAGUAUUCCUUCCUGAGGACCAGUGUACCCCGUGGUCCUAAACUGGGGAGUUUAGGAAUUCCCACCACCAAGGACAAAAAAUCCAGAUCCUCCCGUACAAGCAAAAUCCACUCCUUGGCUGACUACAGAUCUCCAGAGAUUGAUGGUGGAGGCGAGGGAGGAGGAGGAAUAAAGACUGCAGACAACACCACAGGCUCCAUCCAAUCGACCAUCAGCUCAGUAUCCACUGUAUCCGAGAUCAGCUUGAUGUCACAAUCAGGCACCUGUGGGGGAGAAGUGCUGUCUCGGGCUUCACUCCAAGGCGAGGAAAGUGUCCCUGAGAUUGAUGGCAGUGAGUCAGGAGCAAGGCCUGGAAAUGAUGGCAAUGACAGUGACAGCUCAUCCUACAGCAGUGUGUCUACCAGGAGGACCUACACCAUGAUUUCUGCUCCCAUGGACAGGCAGCAGAGGACCUACACCGUUGACGGACGGGAGAUUGCUGCAGAGGCAAUGGGGCAAUUUCCCUCCCUGCAUGAAGUCUUGCAGGCAGCCCGUGAUGAGCAUCACCCUCUAGAGUUGGAGCAAGAAGGGUCCGUAGAACCACGCAGUCGGAGAGACAGUUUCUCCAGCAGUGUCUCUUUGGAGAGCUCUGUAAUGGGCCAAGAUGAAAUACUGCAAGUGCUGAAAGAAAAAAUGAGACUAGAAGGCCAACUGGAAUCUUUGUCAUCUGAGGCCAACCAGGCUCUAAAGGAGAAGACUGAGCUCCAGGCUCAGCUUGCCACCGUGAAUGCUCAGAUGCAGGCUCAGAAAGCAGAGGUUCAGUUUAGCCAGGAAAAGCAGUGUGUUCUCACGACAGAAGUCAGGACACUGCAGCAGAGUUGUAGCCAACUCGAGAAGGCAAUGAUGGAUCUGCAGGGCAAUUUGGAGAGCAAAAAUUCCAGUCUUGCUUCACUGUCCAAUGACCUGAAGGUGGCUGAAGACCAAUAUAACAGGUUGAUGGGGAAGGUGGAGGAGAUGCAAAAGACUCUCACUUCAAGGGACAAUAUAGUCCAAGAAAUGCGACUGCAAAUGGGUGGUCUUCAGAACCAGCUACAACAAGUCCAGCUGGAGCGGAGCACUCUUCAGAGUCGACUUAAAACCUCCCAGGCAGAGAUUGACUCACUCCAGCAAGUGAGGCAGUGGUACCAGCAGCAGCUAGGACUGGCUCAGGAAGCCCGAGUGAGACUGCAAAGUGAAAUGGCUAGCAUGCAGGCUGGAAAAAUGACCCAGACUGGUGUUCUAGAACAUCUCAAGCUAGAGAACGUGACCCUGUCUCAUCAACUAACUGAAACCCAACACCGCUCUAUCAAAGAAAAAGAGCGUAUUGCUGUUCAGCUGCAGAGCAUUGAGGUAGACAUGAUGACUCAAGAAGCUGCUUACAAGCAGAUCCAGGAUGCCAAAAGUAUGGUGGAAGAUGAUCUGCAACACAAACUACAAGAGUUUGAGGAGGAACGGGAGCGCUUAAUAAAACUGGCCAACACAGCAAGUAACUUGGAAAUGGAGCUAGAGCAGAUGAAGUUGAACCUUUCUCAGAAGGACAUCCAGCUGCACUCUCUCCAGAAAGAACAUCUGGACCUGAUGCGCCAGCUAACCACCACUCAGGAGAACCUUCAUACCAAAGAGCAGUUAAUCAACCAGCUCGAGGCUCGAUACCUAGAGCUGGAAGCCCAGCUAGCUGAGCUGCAGACGGAGAACAAUAGCAAAGAUGACAGCAUCCAGUACCUUCAGAACGAGAAGAUUGUUCUUGAGGUAGCUUUGCAGACAGCCCGAGCCGACAAGAGCCACCUUGAUGAAAAUGCGGAAUGGCUUGGAGAGGAUGUUUUGCUGGCCUCGGAUGUGUUAGAUCAGCUCAAACAGGAAGUUCAGGUUAAAACUAAUCAGAUUGAAAAGCUACAGCAAGAAAAUGGUUCCUUGAAAAAACAAGCUCAAAAACUGAAAGAUCAGUUCCAACAACAAAAGGUGAUGGUGGAAGCUUACCGUCGGGAUGCAAAUUCCAAAGAUCAGUUGAUCAGUGAGCUCAAGUCAACUAAAAAGCGUCUUUUGGCAGAGGUGAAGGACCUAAAACAAGAGCUUCUGGAUGUUGAAGGGGAGAAGCAGAAGGCUGAAUUACAGCAGACCCAUCUACAGAAAGAAUUGCUUAGAGUGCAAGAACAGAUUAGUAACAUGGAAAGUCAUCUGCAAGACAUUCAGAGAGAACGAAACCAGCUUGAAACACAGAUACAGUCCUUGCAGUUUGAUCAGAGUCAGCUUGUGGCUGUGACAGAAGAAAAUGAAAGUCUUAGGAAACAAGUUGAGAAAAUGGAAACAGAAGCCAAAAAAGCCAUCUCUGAGCAAAAAGUGCGUAUGAAGCGGCUGGGGACCGAUUUGACCAGUGCUCAGAAGGAGAUGAAGGCCAAACACAAGGCAUACGAGAAUGCUGUGAGCAUCCUGAGUCGGAGGCUGCAAGAGGCCCUGACUGACAAGGAGACGACUGAGGCUGAGCUGGUCAAGCUCAAAGCUCAGGUGUCGGUUGGUGAAAACAACCACAUCCUGCAGGAGAAGAUUGAAUCACUUCAGACUGGGCUUCAGGUUGUGACCAAAAGCAAGGCAAUGUUAGAAAAAGAACUUGAGGAAGUCAUCAACCUCACGUCCACAGAGUUAGAGGAGUACCAAGAGAAGGUCCUGGAGUUAGAAGAUGAGCUUCAAGAGUCACGGUGCUUUAAGAAGCGGAUCAGAAAAUUAGAAGAGGCCAACAAGAAGCUCGCACUUGAGCUGGAACAUGAAAAAGGAAAAUUGGCUGGACUGACGAAGUCCCACAGUACACUGCGGGAGCAUGCCAAUAUCUUGGAAUCUGCGUUAGCAAAGCGAGAGGCUGAUCUUGUACAGCUGAACCUGCAGGUUCAAGCUGUUCUAAAGCGCAAAGAGGAGGAGGACCAACAAAUGAAGCAGGUGGUACAAAAUCUUCAGCUUGCCUUGGAAAAAGAGAAAACCAAAGUAAAAGAUCUUAAAGAACAGGUGGCAACUGCAAAGGCUGAAGGAGCCCACAAUCGGAGGCACUACAAGGCUGCCGUGUUGGAACUCUCAGAGAUCAAGAAAGACCUGCAGGCCAAGGAGGACUUAGUCAAAGCUCUGCAACAUGAAGCCCACAAACUACAAUACCAGGAUGAGAAGCAUGCUGAAGAGAUCUCCAGUUUCCAAGAGGAGCUAGCUGAAGCCCAUUCCCGCCUCCAGAUCCUCCAGAAAAAAUUAGAUGAAGAGCUAUCAAAGAAGCCCCUCAAUAAUCAAGAGGUUGAGGACCUUAAGUGGGAGGUGGAAAAAAGGCAGCGGGAGAUUGAAAAUCAGAAGCAGCAGUUGGAGAUGAUGGAGGAGUGCCAGCACAGGGAGCUGGACAGCCUUCAGACAGCUUUACAGAAUAUAAAGGUAGAGUUGGAGACAGUCCAGGAGGAGCUGAGUUGUACAAGGAAGGACAAGUUUAUGCUACAAGCUAAAGUAGGUGAGCUGAAAAACAGCAUGAAGACCAUCCUGCUACAAAACCAGCAACUCAAGCAGGAUCUCAAACAGAACCGUCUACGGAAGCAACGGAUGGAGUUAAAGACUGAGGUGACCUCAUCUAACCCAGUGACACCGGUAAAGAUACCUGACUGCCCUGUGCCUGCCUCACUGCUUGAUGAGUUGCUAAAACCAUCAACAUCGGUCAACAAGGAGCCCCUCAACAACUUGCACAACUGUUUGCGGCAGCUCAAGGAGGAAAUGGACAGCCUCCAAAAGCAGAUGGAGGAGCACACAGUAACAGUGCAUGAGUCAAUGAGCUCAUGGCCAAACACAGAGGACGGGCUGGCUCAACUUGGACUUCAAAACAACAUCUCUAAUCCAUCGAGGCUCCUGAAUGACAGUGUGGUGGAAAACAAUAAUGGGGCGGAACAGCAGCAGUCAUAAAAGCAAACUUCUGUUAGGUUAUGAUGACUGUGGAGUUUUAUCCACAAAAUCCAUUGUUAGCCUUUCCAUUUUUCUGUUUAAACAAUGGCUGUCAACAUUUUAAUAUUCUCCGAUUAUCACAGGAGUGCUUUUGCCGAGUAAUAUUUAUUAUAGCUUUAUUAUUUUCUCUUAUCCCCGUGUCAUAGGUAUUUAUUAAGAGUUAAGCAAUUACACUUUAACAACCACACCAAGACAAACCUUGACAUUCUGAUAAUACGGCGUUUUUCCAGGCACAUGCUGAACAUCUGCUGUUCAGGUUUUAAUUCUAAUUUUCAAUCAGUGGCUUUCAUUAUUGACAAUAUUUUUUUUGAGAUGAUGAUUAAGCCACAAUGGCUUUGGACUGUUCUUCAUAUUCUUUGUACCUGUAGUCGGCAAAUGUCGUUCAUUCAGGAUUUAACAAACAGGGUUACUCCUUGACAGGUAAGCAGUUGGUGGUGGAAAAUCAUUUUACCUUGUCAUAAGGUCAUGCUGACUCUUGGUUUUUGUUGCCUUUUGUUAAAAAGCAGUCAGGCUUCAUUAUUGUGGCUGUUUGUCUAGAAGUUCCUUAAAAUCUGCAUUAAGAUCAGUUAUGAAUGCGUGUGUGUUGUCAAGCAUGGACUGCCGUGAUUUGUACGUGGGGAAAAAGCCUUAUGCAAUUUAAUGGAAUCUGGUUGAAUGAAUAUAUUUUGCUGGUCUCUUUGCAAGAUGAAAUAUAUUUUAUGUGAAAAUACGUGGAAAUGUGUGGGCCGCAUUUGUAUAACUGCAUGACCAUUGAUCAUAUGUAACUGAAAAAGAGAGUAGCAUGUUACAGAAUGGUUACCACCAGAAGCAGGUGUCUUUUGUUUUUGCACAUGGUGGUGAAAGUUGAGUACAGUAUCAUACUAAUCAAGUUGGAUGAUUACUGGGAUAAGGUCAUUGUUUCCAGUCUAAUAUAUAUUUUUCUUUUUGUAUGAUUGUAAAUUAAUCAAAUGUUUAAUAGUGUAAAGAUGGAGAGAAAUCUGAGUUAUGAAAAACAUGUAUUUCCAGACAUGCUUUUGUUCCUGAUACACCUGUGGUCGAAUUCUGCACUACAGUUGUGCUAUAUGAGAAUGAGAGGUUUUAGUUCCUCUGGCUGUUGGGUAGGUAUUUUCAUCUAAAAAAUUAUGUUCCACAAUAUCCUUGUGUAUUUAAAGGGAAUGGCUUAAAAUUCAUCAACACAACACAUCUGUGUUCUAAAUCUUUCCAACUUUUCGUUUGUCUUUUUUUUUAAUGAUUAAAAUUGACUGAUAAAAUGUC
Messenger RNA from Syngnathoides biaculeatus (alligator pipefish), 6223 nucleotides. RefSeq names its product golgin A3 (gene golga3). The record is from RefSeq and is a predicted model, not a curated record. Bases 374 to 4930 code for a protein of 1518 amino acids. The transcript is spliced from 24 exons. NCBI's taxonomy places the organism in Eukaryota, Metazoa, Chordata, Actinopteri, Syngnathiformes, Syngnathidae.